Messenger RNA from Racocetra persica, 357 nucleotides. Lineage: Eukaryota; Fungi; Glomeromycota; Glomeromycetes; Diversisporales; Gigasporaceae. The record is from the annotation of a GenBank genome assembly.
UUUUUAGAAAAAAUAGAAGGAAAUAUUGUAGAUAAUACGAAUACACUUAGUACUGUCCUUCAAGAAGUCAUUAUUAUUAAAAAACAAAUCGAAACACAAAACGUAAAGAAAUUUAAAGUCAAAACUAUACCUUCAAAUGAGUUGUCUGACCCAUUAUUUAACAUUACAAAUCGAAAUACAUAUAUUAUAAAGAAGAUGUAUAAAGGGCAAGAUGUCAUUUGUAAACCGGCAAAAAUAGUUCAAGAUGAUACAAAUGAUAGUAAAAGAAUCCAAGCACAACUCACCAUUUUGAGAAAACUUAGGGACUCACCAAACAUUUUAAAAUUUUAUGGCAUCUCUAUGGUUGAUGGGGAUCAG